UUUUUUCUGUAAAAAAAAAAAAAAAGCCAAAAAACUGGGGCAGGACAGAGGGAACCAGGGAAAAGGCUGUUUAGAAAUACAGUUUGUGGCUCUGAGCGAUGCCACUGGCUUCCUCUACAGAGACUGCCAGUUUCCCUUUUUCUUUGCAAGGUGUGUGUGGUUUUAAUAAAUAACUUAAAAAAAUAAGAGGGGGGCCGGCAAGAUCUGUCAGGAGACAGGUAUCUAUUUUGCUCACUAUUUACUACCAAGAGCCUUUGGCACUGGAACAGAACCUCGUAAAUCUGCAGCCCAAGUUGAAGUUCAUCUGGCCCUAGUCCACACGCUAUUCCUGGAGGUAGCAAACAUGAGCUCAAAGGAAUGAGGUGAAAACACAUUCUUGCUUUAAAAUAUAUACCUUUUUUUUGGUUAGGGAGAAAGAAUAUUGUCUCUGGGGCAGAAGGAAAUGGAAGGAAGGGCGCCAGGAGAUGGGCAUUCCCUUGCUAAAAUGACUUCAGUUGGGUCCUCAGGCUGAAAUAGAAACCUGUAGAUGGGAAAUAUUUCCUCCUCCCCCAACUUAUAAAUAGAAGUUUCCAAUAUCCUAUUUGGAAGACUUUCCAAUACUUCAGGCCCAAGCAUUGGCUUAUCUUAAGGGUCUGCUGUUGGUAAGGCCAGAAGCUGUUGGUAAACUGGGGAGCCUGAAGAGAAGGAAGCCAGAAGUGGGAAUUCUCCAGUUGGCCUUUUCUUCUGCGCUCACUUGUGCAGGGUUUUACCCCAUGCUUUCUUGAAAAGAUUCUCCAGUUUAUUCUGGGUUUGCUGGACAGGGAUGGGACUCUAACUCUUAAGCUGUCGUUUCCUGAGCCUUAAAGAGUUCCAGUUAUUGGUUGAGUAAAUGGUAGCCAGGACUAGAUGUCAAAAUCCUUCCUUCCCUCUCUCCCCUGCCCGGUAGCCACACUCACAGCCCACUUUAUUGUGAAAAACUUGAAGAGAUUCAGAGGAGGUAAUGCGGCAGCGCCACCCCUUGGUGGGUGAAACUCUCUGUUUGCAAAAGUCAAAUAUUUGAAAAACAUUGUGAAAUGACCUUAGGAGGAAUUUUUUUUUUUUCUUUAGAAAGGAGAGAUAAAGCCAACUUUUAAAACAGGACUUUGUAGUUGAUUUCUCAAAUGGGGUGGAAAAGUGUUGCUUUCCAGCUAGGAUAGUGUCCUAAGAGGCAAAGAAGUUCCUGUGUGUGUGGUUAUGUCUGUGUGUGUGUGUGCUUGUGUGUGUGCGCGCGGGGGUGGGGGGGGGGCUGCCUAGUAGGCUUUAAGUAGGUGAGUUCUCCAGAUGGAGGUAGCCUCCUUCCCCCUUGGACUUGACUUCUCAGAGCACCUGAAUUCUGUUGCCAUUCUGACACUGAGAUAAGGAAGAAUGUCUUGGUGUAAAAACCAACCAGUGAUUGGAAGUCCUGUAGUUUUGCCGGCGGUGAUGGUGGCGUCUAUGGCAGCUGGGUUGGGGACGGAGGUUUGUGGAUGGCGUACGGGGCAAUGUAAGCUGGUCUGUAGCUGGCUUUGGAGCAUUCUGGGAGUCGAAGUACUGUGGCGCGUGCCGGCUUUCUGCACUGCGCAACAAGUGGGAAUGCCGCCGCAGUGAUCCGAACGAGGGUGCUGUGUUGUGGCGAAGCCGGCCCCUUUCUCUUCGCCCCUUUGGAAGCCAGGAAUGGCUCUUCCCAGUCCUCCCCGCCUCCGGGUCUGUGAGCAGCAGCCCCGCCAAAAGACCAAACUCACCCCCUCCCACUCCCCCCACCCCCGCCUUUACUGAGCACUGUAAGCUUGGGUAGAACCCUGCCCUUGGCCUCCAGGACCCCUCUUCUCCAUGGGGAUCAGGAGUUUAUUCCCGACUUUCUUUGCUGUUGGACCAGUGUUUGCCAAGAAGCUCGCCUAAUACCUUCGAGUUCCGUUCUGCUUUUUGAAGACAAGCGCACCCUUUCCUUCCCUUCUAAUACAUUCAGCCUUUGGGACUGGAAAAACCAACGUAUAAUACGUGAACGCAGCUCCAGAGACCGCGUUGUGGUUGGUUGCUAGAGGAGUGAGCAUCGGGAAGAACGGAAUUACAUCCACUAAAUUAAAUGCUUUGCAGCGUUGCUUAUAGAAGCAACCUCCUCCCGCUAACAGAUUAAAGAAAAAAAAAAAAAAGUGGGGGUGGGGGGCAGUCGGUUGUGGAAGGCUGUGGCUGUGCGGUGAUUUUCGAACGGACCGAGUCUGCCACCUAGUGGUAAAUCGUAGCGGAGUCCCCCCCCCCCGCCUAGGGCGGCGGACCGACCCUGUCACCUUCAGGUCUCCAAGUAUCCCUACCAGGUGCUAGGACUGACAGAAGAGGGCAACAUCCAAUGAGGAUGACAUCUGACCUCCAACAUUUUGGAAAGGUAGAUGACAAUUCGGAAGUCUUCAUAUGUUUGCCCGGCCUACCGUCGCUCAGCGAGUGGAAUCUGCCUCCACUAAGAGAAUUUUAAGCAAAAUUUUGGACUGUGAAUCAAGGCAUUGGGUGAAGACAAAAUGGCCUCCCCGGCUGACAGCUGUAUCCAGUUCACCCGCCAUGCCAGUGACGUUCUCCUCAACCUUAAUCGCCUCCGGAGCCGUGACAUCUUGACUGAUGUUGUCAUCGUGGUGAGCCGUGAGCAGUUCAGAGCCCAUAAGACAGUCCUCAUGGCCUGCAGUGGCCUGUUUUAUAGUAUCUUCACGGACCAGCUCAAAUGUAACCUGAGUGUGAUCAACCUGGAUCCCGAGAUCAACCCUGAGGGGUUCUGCAUUCUCUUGGACUUCAUGUACACGUCCCGCCUCAACCUGCGGGAGGGCAACAUCAUGGCCGUGAUGGCCACGGCCAUGUACCUGCAGAUGGAGCAUGUUGUGGACACUUGCCGGAAGUUCAUCAAAGCCAGUGAAGCAGAGAUGGUGCCUGCCCUCAAGCCUCCCCGUGAAGAGUUUCUGAACAGCCGGAUGCUGAUGCCCCAGGACAUCAUGGCUUAUCGGGGUCGGGAGGUGGUGGAGAGUAACCUGCCGCUGAGGAACGCCCCCGGGUGUGAAAGCAGAGCCUUCGCCCCCAGCCUGUACAGCGGCCUGUCCACCCCGCCGGCCUCUUAUCCCGUCUACAGUCACCUCCCUGUCAGCAGCUUCCUCUUCUCUGACGAAGAGCUGCGGGAUGCCCGGAUGCCGGUGGCCAAUCCCUUCCCUAAGGAGCGGGCCCACCCCUGCGAUAGCGUCAGGCCCAUCCCCGGUGACUACAGCCGGCCAGCCAUGGAGAUCUCUCCCGGUGUGUGCCACAGCAGCAUCUACUCCCCCAAGGAGGCGGCCCCAGAGGAGACACGCAGUGACAUGCACUACGGUGUGGCCGAAGGCCCCAAGCCUGCCGCCCCCUCGGCCCGGAGUGCCCCAUACUUCCCCUGUGACAAGGCUGGCAAGGAGGAAGAGAGGCCCUCCUCAGAGGAUGAGAUCGCCCUGCAUUUCGAGCCCCCCAGCGCGCCCCUGAACCGCAAGGGUCUGGUCAGUCCACAGAGCCCCCAGAAGUCCGACUGCCAGCCCAACUCGCCCACAGAGUCCUGCAGUAGCAAGAAUGCCUGCAUCCUCCAGACCUCUGGUUCGCCUCCAGCCAAGAGCCCCACCGACCCCAAAGCCUGCAACUGGAAGAAAUACAAGUUCAUCGUGCUCAACAGCCUCAACCAGAAUGCCAAACCGGAGGGGCCUGAGCAGGCCGAGCUGGGCCGCCUCUCCCCUCGAGCCUACACGGCCCCGCCAGCCUGCCAGCCACCCAUGGAGCCCGAGAGCCUUGACCUCCAGUCCCCAACCAAGCUCAGCGCCGGCGGGGAGGACUCCACCAUCCCUCAGGCCAGCCGGCUCAAUAACAUUGUCAACAGGUCCCUGACAGGCUCCCCCCGCAGCAGCAGCGAGAGCCACUCCCCGCUCUACUUGCACCCUCCCAAGUGCACGUCCUGCGGCUCUCAGUCCCCCCAGCAUGCAGAGAUGUGCCUCCAUACCGCCGGCCCCACGUUUCCCGAGGAGAUAGGAGAGACCCAGUCUGAGUAUUCGGAUUCCAGCUGUGAGAACGGGGCCUUCUUUUGCAAUGAGUGUGACUGCCGCUUCUCUGAGGAGGCCUCACUCAAGAGACACACACUGCAGACCCACAGUGACAAACCCUACAAGUGUGACCGCUGCCAGGCCUCGUUCCGCUACAAGGGCAACCUCGCCAGCCACAAGACCGUCCAUACGGGUGAGAAACCCUAUCGUUGUAACAUUUGUGGAGCCCAGUUCAACCGGCCAGCCAACCUGAAAACCCAUACUCGAAUUCACUCUGGAGAGAAGCCCUACAAAUGCGAAACGUGUGGAGCCAGAUUUGUACAAGUGGCCCACCUCCGUGCCCACGUGCUCAUCCACACUGGAGAGAAGCCCUAUCCCUGUGAAAUCUGUGGCACCCGUUUCCGGCACCUUCAGACUCUGAAGAGCCACCUGCGAAUCCAUACAGGAGAGAAACCUUACCAUUGUGAGAAGUGCAACCUGCAUUUCCGUCACAAAAGCCAGCUGCGUCUUCACUUGCGCCAAAAGCAUGGCGCCAUCACCAACACCAAGGUGCAGUACCGCGUGUCUGCCACCGACCUGCCCCCGGAGCUCCCCAAAGCCUGCUGAAGCAUGGAGUGUUGAUGCUUUCCAUUCGAGUCCCUUCUCAGAAUCUACCCAAAGGAUACUGUAACACUUUACGACUUUCAUCCCAUGACGUAGUGCCUCUUUCAUCCACUAGUGCAAAUCAUAGCUGGGGUGGGGGUGGGGGGAGGGGCGUGGGGUUGGGGGGCCAAGGCAGCUUCCCUUCCCCUACUGCCAUAAAACAUUAAGAAAAUAAUAUUGCUUCUUCUCCUAUGUGUAAGGCAAACCAUGUCAGCAAAAAGCAAAACCAUUUUAUAUAUCAAAGUGGGGGAGUAGGCAAAAGUUUUGACUUGACUUGGUCUGCAAAAUGAGGAAUGUAUAUGUUUUGCGGGGACAGAUGUUUCUUUUGUAUGUAAAUGUGCAUUCUUUUAAAAGAAGAGACUUCGGUAUGUUAUCAAAGAGAGGGCUUUAAUUUUUUUAACCAAAGGUGAAGGAAUAUAUGGCAGAGCUGUAAAUAUAUAAAUAUAUAUAUAUAUAAAAUAAAUAUAUAUAAACCUAAAAAAGAUAUAUUAAAAAUAUAAAACUGCGUUAAAGGCUCGAUUUUGUAUCUGCAGGCAGACACGGAUCUGAGAAUCUUUAUUGAGAAAGAGCACUUAAGAGAAUAUUUUAAGUAUUGCAUCUGUAUAAGUAAGAAAAUAUUUUGUCUAAAAUGCCUCAGUGUAUUUGUAUUUUUUUGCAAGUGAAGGUUUACAAUUUACAAAGUGUGUAUUAAAAAAAAAAAACACAAAAAGAACAAAAAAAAGCUGCCGAAGGAAAAAUGUGUAGUUUUGUUCUAGUUUUCGGUUUGUAUAUACCUGUACAACGUGUCCUACGGUGCCUUUUUUCAUGGAAGUUUUCAGUGAUGGACGAGCGCGCCAUCCCUUCUGAAGUGUAGGCAGACACAGGGACUUGAAAUUGUCGCUCACUAAGCUCUCCUUGGGAAUGUUUGUCUCAUCACAUUCUGCGUCAUGCUUGUGUUAGAACUAUUCCGGAGACAGGGUUUGGCUGUGUCUAAACUGCAUUACCGCGUUGUAAAAUAUAGCUGUACAAAUACAAGAAUAAAAUGUUGAAAAGUCAA
Mustela erminea (ermine) is the source of this 5700-nucleotide messenger RNA. It is a transcript of the gene BCL6, whose product is annotated as BCL6 transcription repressor. The record is from RefSeq and is a predicted model, not a curated record. Gene Ontology annotation, cellular component: nucleus. The coding region runs from base 2508 to 4628 and encodes 706 amino acids. Gene Ontology annotation, biological process: regulation of cytokine production; regulation of immune system process; negative regulation of transcription by RNA polymerase II. NCBI's taxonomy places the organism in Eukaryota, Metazoa, Chordata, Mammalia, Carnivora, Mustelidae. The transcript has 10 exons. Gene Ontology annotation, molecular function: RNA polymerase II cis-regulatory region sequence-specific DNA binding; protein binding; DNA-binding transcription factor activity, RNA polymerase II-specific.